Molecule: messenger RNA, 3775 nt
Organism: Mizuhopecten yessoensis (Yesso scallop)
Lineage: Eukaryota; Metazoa; Mollusca; Bivalvia; Pectinida; Pectinidae
Exons: 5
Coding region: 58-2637 (859 amino acids)
Biological process (GO): transmembrane transport
Molecular function (GO): transmembrane transporter activity
Source: RefSeq, a predicted model, not a curated record
UGUUUGAAGAGUCCUCUCAGAUGUAACAAAGCAAGCAGACGAACAUCAAAACUUCAGAUGGCAUCUCCAGAAAGAGCUUUGAUAGACGAUAUCCACGGGGAUCCCGAGCAACUAAACCAAACUUUGCAAUCAAAAAAAGAUUCACGAUAUAGUUGGUUUGUCUGUGCUUGUGGAUUUGUUAUGCAGGUUUUCAUUCUCGGGAUCCAUCAUGCUUUUGGGGUAUUCUUUGUUGAGUUUGUCAAAGAAUUCAAGGUUUCAAAAUCUCAAGCAGCAUGGGUUGGCUCCGUAGCGUAUGGCCUAUCCAUGACGUUCGGACCUGUGGUCGCAAUCAUGUUAAAGCGAUGGGGCAACAGGAGAGUCAUGAUGGCUGGUGCAUGCAUUUGUGCAAUCUCUGUCCUUGCAUCAUCGUUCGUGGUUCGUCUAACACAACUCUUUGGUACUUUCUCAUUCCUGUAUGGAAUCGGCACUUGUAUGUGUACUCAGCCGACCAUGACCAUUGGCCCUACAUACUUUGACAAGCACCUGUCUGUAGCAAUCGGUCUCAUGACUGCUGGAAGUAGUGUGGGCACGUUGGUUAUGGCACCACUGUCUCAGUGUCUCAUAGACAAUAUUGGAUGGAGGAACACUUUCCGCGUCUUCACGGGAUCCUGUUUGUGCUGUGCUUUAUGUGGCGCUUUUAUUGUGCCCCUGGACGAAGACACAAAAAGACAGGCAAUGACAUCAGAGAGCGUGGAUAUGUCUGCGUUUCGUCGCGUGCUAAAGGAGCUGAGGCUGUGGAAGAACAGAGUGUUUAUCGUGUGGACGCUUGCAAUUACAUCAGUAAUGUUUGGUUUCUACAUCCCAUACGUACACCUGGUAUCCUAUGCUGAAGAUAUUGGAAUCCCCCCAGAGCGAGGCUCUAUCUUCGUCAUGUUACUAGGCGCAUCAACUGCAAUAGGAAGGAUAAGUUUCGGCAAGAUUGUGCAGCUUGGCUUUCUCAACCGUAUACAUAUGCACCAAAUAUCCAUGGUGAUCACGGGCACGGGGGUGAUGCUCCUUCCGAUGAUCAAAACAUUUUCGGGCAUUGCAGUAUAUGUCAUCGUCGUCGGACUGGUGGACGGAUGUUACGUCGUGCUUCUUCCAGUCCUCACAACUUCAUUGAUGGGAGCAGAGAACACUGUUAUUGCUUGGUGCUUCCUCGUGGGAACAAGUUCUAUCACCUUCACUCUUGGACCGCCAGUAGCAGGAGCUUUAUAUGACGCACUUGGAUCAUACGAUGUUGCGUUCCACUGUGCAGGAAUUCCUGUCAUAGGGGGCGCUGUGAUAUUGUUUUUCAUACCAUGGGCUCAACGUACCAACACGGUGUUCGAUAUCCCACCUCAUACCAUCAGUGAAUGUGCCCUGAAUGAGUACGACUUCAUAGAUGAUCUUCUGUACGGACCACGUGACACACUACCGGUAUCGUCGUCAUGUACACUCAACUCCGGCUCCAUAGUGAGGGAGUCUAGUGUCUCUCUUCGGAUGACGACUCCAAGUCGAGGAAUAAAGUCGAGCAUGCGCAGUAGGGCCAAAUCGUAUAGGGACCAGAGCACAGCUACUUCUCCCGGAUCAGUCAGCCUCGUUCCCGUGGACGUACAGAACGCAUUGGAGCAGCUGGAGAAAACAAGACAGAUGCUUGAGCGGGUCCUCAGCAAAGACCGCGAGGAAACCAGUAAGCGUUCUGUGAGCGAGCUAGUACAGACACAAACCCGACGAGAACAUACCCUGACUAACGCCAUGAGCAUCAUGUCUGUGCCAGUGGGGCUACACAUGUCCUGUUCUAGGUGUCGGCCAUAUACGCAGGAUCAACACGUUGAAGGGACCCCAGGGGAGUGUGGUCGGGACUAUCGUGACUUGGUGUCACCAACCUCCCCGACCCAGUUGUCAAUGGGAUCAUCCUUCCAGUCCCGGAAUCUCUCCGACUACCAGGAAAACACGGACACUUUAUGUGCGAUAGGUGGGUACCAUGCGACAGGUUAUCUCUCCCCGGAAAGGAAGACGACAAUUCUAUGCCCCGGCCGCUCCACGUGUUCCUUUCAACAAAGUCAUUCUAUACAGGAGCGGCCAUGCACUCACACAGCUUGUACUGACAAAGGUGAAGGACCAGAAUUUGAUAGAGUUGUACAUAGUCAGAUAGAGAACCUGCGGGAAACUUUACUGAGUCCUUCCAAAAUUCCUUCAUUUGAAGAAAACAAGGAGGACGAUCUCCAAAAGGACUCCUCAAGUGAUUUUCAGCUCAUCGAUCAGAGCGACCUGGAGCCCGUUGCAGGAUCAGUUUACUCUCUAGACGCACCCUCUCACAAGAGGGAAAGUAUCCAUAAGCUUUGUUCGCCUAAGCUAGAGGUUAUUGAAGAAGUUCCCGUGAAUAUCACUCAAGCAGAUAACACAGUAGGUAACGCAGAACUUUCCUCCGAGGCUGUAGAAACCUGGCUCAGAAACUCGCCCAAUUGUACUCAGGUUAGGAUCCCUUUAGAUGGCGAGAGCUGUCUGUCGGACAACGACAGCUCCCCAAAUACUGAUGUCACUGUGCACGAAACCGCGUCCAACAGGUCAAGUCCUGGCGGCGAGAUCGACGUGUUCACACACCUAUUUGAUGACGAUGAUGACAACACCAUUUGAAACAACAGCAGAAAUCAAAGUUGUAUCUACCGAAUGAAGAAAUUAUUUGGAUUUCAGCUUAUUGGCAAUACACACUGCCGGGAUAUUUCAACGGGUGGUCAGAAAAUUAUCAAAGCUGGACGUAAAUAUGCGUGAGGAAUCAAGUGGCCAACGUGUCAGAUUAUGUGUCAUAAUGUGGAGUCAGAUUAUGUGUCAUAAUGUGGUUGUAUGUAGGAUGUGCACAGCGUCAAGACCAAUUUACCUGUGCAUAAGGAUUACAACAUGAUUAUAGGACACACUGAUUAUUUUGCAAAGGAUAAAUGUCGUUUGACGUGUACACUCUGGCUUGACCAAUCGUAAUUGGUGUGCAGUAGGUCUUCAGUUUCAGACAUAUUUUGUGUGUGGAAAAUUUCUAGUGGUCAAAUAUUGCCACAACAUAUGUGAAACAAUUUUGUGUCUACAAAGUUACAGUAUUUUGAGAAAAGAUUUCCAAAAGUUCUAUACUCUCGGUUUUUAUAGGGUAUAACAGUAUGAAGUUUCCAAUAUCGCUGCACUGUCCGGACAAAGGUUUAAGUCAAGUAAAAUAUUCCCAGAUUCGAAUGUAAACGAAGGACCUAUUUAAUAUAGCCUUCCUGAUUCGACUGCAACGGUGUACACUUGUCCGAUAUUAUUAUUGAUUCGGCUGAAACGGUCUACAUUGUUCUUAUAUAAUCGGACUUGAUGCGACGGAAACGGUCCAGAAUCGGACUUGAUUCAUAGAUGUAAAGUUCUUUGAUGGUCUAAUAUUUCCAAUUUCCAUGGAACAGGGUUUCGGUGUAGGGCAACACUUAGCUACGAUAUCACUGUACUUGACCCGUCUGUAUGCGAUCUAUGACAUGUCAGUAUCACCAAACUGCACUCAAGAAUGAACGGACAAUAGUGGCGCAAUGCUGGUACACCUUCUUGACCAGGUUCGACUCGUGUGUAUGCGGUCUCUGAAGUUAUACCGGAGUACAACGUACGGUAUGAUGGUGUGAUAUCACCGGGCUAAUUCGCGUGCAAUACUCUCAUCACGAUUCAGCUAUUGAAGCUAUUUUCACGCCACACGUGUAGGAGUUAGCUAUAGCAGUAUAUAAUAUAGGUUUUCAAACAAUAAACAACACUUUUAUGAUCGGAAGAU